CCGCAAGCAAAGAUAUAAAACGCAACGUUUUAACCUUCUUCUCUCUUUUCGUCUGUUCUCCUUCGCUGCCCGGACACUACUUCUACAAUCGUUCCCUGUAGAGAGACCAACGAACAAGACUACCAAAGACGAAAACAGAGCUGCGUCGGAGAAUCUAAACUCCUCUUCUCGCGCGUGCUGUACACUCACUGAUCUGUCUUAAUUUAGAUUUUUUAUAAUUCUUUAACUCUUGGACCUCUGGAUCCCUAUUUGCUGGUGCCUUCCCAUCAGAAGACACAGAGACACACUGCACCUUCAAAACGCGUCGUUUUGCCUCGGAAUUCAACUCCAUUGGAGGUAAUAUGGCUCUACGGAAGUACAUUCCAUCGGGUGAUGCACCUUCUGUUGGUAUGAAGCCUUUAAAUUUUUUUAGUAAGGUGCAUGAGAAUGCUCAGCAUGUGGAUCCGGAGACAAAAGUGAAGCCUGAUGUGGAUAUUGACCUCAGAGAAGUUUACUUCUUAAUUAUGCUUUUCCUUUCAGCUGGUCCAUGUCACAGAACAUAUAGACAGUUUUGGAAUGAACUUCUUGAACAUCAACUUUUACCUAGAAGAUAUCAUGCUUGGUAUUCAAGGAGUGGGGUGCGUAAUGAGGAUGAAAAUGAUGAUGGCCUAUCCUUUCCAUUAAGUUACACUAAUUUGGUUGAGAGGUAUCCUCACAUUGAGAAGGAUCACUUGGUAAAGCUUUUGAAGCAGUUAUUACAUAAUACAGCUUCCUCGUCACAAGGCUUAAUUGGUGCCCCAAAUGCUGCUGAUGUUCCUACGCUUUUGGGAGCAGGCUCAUUUUCACUUUUGAGCCAUGAUAGAGAUAAUGGAAAAACCGAAACCAACUGUCCCCCUAUUCAUAUGCGAUGGCCUCAUAUGCGUGCUGAUCAGGUUCAUGGACUGAGUUUGAGAGAAAUUGGGGGUGGUUUUUCAAGACACCACCGUGCACCAUCAGUCCGUGCGACAUGCUAUGCUAUUGCUAAACCAUCAACUAUGGUACAAAGAAUGCAGAACAUUAAGAAGCUACGGGGACAUCGAAAUGCUGUCUAUUGCGCAAUUUUUGAUCGCUCAGGAAGAUAUGUUGUUACUGGUUCAGAUGAUCGCCUUGUAAAAAUCUGGUCCAUGGAAACUGCAUUUUGCCUGGCCAGCUGUCGUGGACAUGAAGGCGACAUUACUGACUUGGCUGUGAGUUCCAACAAUGCCUUAGUGGCAUCUGCUUCAAAUGAUUGUAUAAUUCGAGUGUGGCGUUUGCCAGAUGGGAUUCCAAUAUCUGUUUUGCGUGGACAUACUGGAGCUGUUACUGCCAUUGCAUUUAGUCCUAGGCCUGGAUCUGUAUACCAGCUUCUUUCCUCAUCUGACGAUGGAACAUGUAGGAUUUGGGAUGCUAGGUAUUCCAACUCCAGUCCACGGACAUAUAUUCCUAGGCCUUCAGAUUCCAUAAUUGGAAAGAACAGUGGUCCAUCUACAAGUAGUGGUUUGCAGAGCCAUCAAAUAUUUUGUUGUGCAUUUAAUGCUAAUGGAACUGUGUUUGUCACUGGCAGCUCUGAUAAUCUUGCUAGGGUUUGGAGUGCUUGUAAGCCCAACACAGAUGAUUCAGACCAACCAAAUCAUGAGAUAGAUGUGCUAUCCGGCCAUGAGAACGAUGUCAAUUAUGUUCAGUUUAGUGGCUGUGCUGUGGCAUCUAGGUUUUCUCUCUCUGACAGUUCAAAGGAAGAGAAUGCUCCAAAAUUUAGAAAUUCAUGGUUUUCUCAUGACAACAUAGUCACCUGUUCUCGAGAUGGCAGUGCAAUUAUUUGGAUUCCAAGAUCACGUAGAUCACAUGGGAAAGCUGGCCGGUGGACUCGACAUUAUCACUUGAAAGUUCCUCCUCCACCAAUGCCUCCUCAACCCCCACGAGGAGGUCCACGUCAGAGAACUCUACCAACUCCUCGCGGUGUGAAUAUGAUCGUGUGGAGCCUAGAUAAUCGUUUUGUCCUUGCUGCUAUCAUGGAUUGCAGAAUAUGUGUUUGGAAUGCUGCCGAUGGUAGCUUAGUGCAUUCUUUGACUGGCCAUACUGAUUCUACAUAUGUUCUGGAUGUUCAUCCCUUCAACCCACGAAUUGCCAUGAGUGCUGGCUAUGAUGGGAGAACUAUAGUGUGGGAUAUAUGGGAGGGCACACCUAUCCAAAUCUAUGAGAUUUCACGUUUCAAGUUAGUUGAUGGGAAGUUUUCACCGGAUGGGACGUCCAUUAUACUUUCAGAUGAUGUUGGUCAAUUAUAUAUAUUAAGCACAGGCCAAGGUGAAUCACAACAGGAUGCUAAAUAUGACCAGUUCUUCCUUGGAGAUUAUCGACCCCUGAUACAAGACUCCUAUGGAAACAUACUUGACCAGGAAACUCAGCUUGUACCAUACCGGCGAAAUAUGCAAGAUCUCCUUUGUGACUCAGGAAUGAAUCCCUAUCCAGAACCUUAUCAGAGUAUGUACCAGAAGAGACGGUUAGGAGCUCUGAAUAUGGAGUGGAAACCACCUUCUAUAAAACUUGCAGCUGGGCCUGACUUCAGCUUAGACCCAGAUUACCAAAUGUUGCCCUUGGCAGACUUGGAUGUAUUGGUUGAGCCGCUGCCUGAGUUUGUAGAUGCCGUGGAUUGGGAACCAGGAAAUGAAGUGCAUAGUGAUGAUACUGAUUCAGAGUACAAUGUUACUGAAGAGUAUUCUACUGGGGGUGAGCAAGGAAGUUUAAAUUCUAAUUCAUCUGUUGAUCCUGAGUGCAGUGCAGAGGACAGUGAGGUUGAGGGUAGGGAUGGCUCUCAUAGAUCUAAAAGGAAAAAACAGAAAGCCGAAAUUGAGAUAAUGACUUCUUCAGGGAGACGUGUUAAAAGGAGGAAUUUGGAUGAUUGUGAUGGCAAUACAUUCAGAAGUAACGAAACUAGGAAAUCAAGGAUUGGACGGAAAGCUUCAAAGAGGAAGUCUUCCACAUUGAAGGCUUUGAGACCUCAAAGAGUUGCUGCCCGCAAUGCUCUCACCUUGUUCUCAAAAAUUACUGGAACGGAUACAGAUGGAGAAGAUGAAGAUAGUUCAGAAGGUGAUUCAUCAGAAAGUGAAUCCACACUGCAACACUCAGACAUCCAGAGUGAUGAAUCAGAGAGAUCUUUGCGAAAUGAGCGAAACAGGCAUUUGAAAGGGAAAGAAGUUUCAUUAGAAGAGCCUGAAGAAGUUGUUAAAUCUCAUGAACUUCCUGAAUCACAUAUGAAUGCUGGAAACAGGAGAAGAUUGAUCCUUAAACUGCCAGUUCGAGAUCCGACCAAGAUUGUUAUGCCGGAUAGUAGAACACCUAAUGGCAAUCAGGUUGAUUUAGUUGGUUCAUCAUCCCACAAAGCUCCACAAGAAGCCACUGAGGUAGAUAGGGUUCAUAUAAGAUCAGUAGAUUUCGGAUACACUUCUAGUUAUGCAGACUGCAGCACAGUGAAAGGAAGAGGAAAAGGGCACACAGAAAGCUCUCAUUUAGAUCUAUCAGAAGGAUACAAAAAUGGGAAUAUCAAAUGGGGAGGUGUCAAGGCUCGUACAUCUAAGCGUCAGCGAUUUGGAGAAGCCAUGUCAUCAGCUACCCAUGCCUCAUUUAGUGUAGGUCUUAAUGAUAAACAAGAGGAGAAUAAUGUGAAUGGAUACUUAAAACCUCAGAAUAUUUCUAGCGCAACAUCCCCUUCUCUGGAAGUUCAAGAUUAUGCGGAUAAGAUGCGUGAAGUGGCAGCAAUGAGUGGAGUAAAUAUUGGGACUGAUACCUCUGAGGUUGUGAAUAAUCUGGCCAAUGGUAAAAAGCACCUCAGCUUUGAUGGGUGCAUUGAUUCUGAUGAAUUGCCAAAAUUGGCUCACAUAGCUAAUGGGAAUGAUAAACCUCCUGAAUUCAAAGAGAGUAAUACAAUUAUCUCAACAAAGUUAAGGAUAAUGUCGAGGAAGAUUUCAAGAGAUUCUUCAGAGAAUCAGGGAAAUGACGGCUGUGAUUUAUUACCUGAUAGCCAUGCAGAGAUGAAACAGAAUCCAGUUUCAGAAGUGUAUGAACGUGAGAUGACCAGUAGAAUUACUCCAGUUAAUAGUUACAAUGAAUUUCAAAAAGCAGAUCCUCUGAUUGAUGAAAUUUCCGUGCCGACAUUGGAUGACUCAAUAGGUUCCCAUUCGCAUCCAAAAAAGAUGUAUAAUGUUGUUUAUAGAAGGUCAAAGUUAAGUAGAGAUAGAGCUAAUUCAGAAAGUGAUAUUGGCACGAGAGAGAGCAUUUCACAUGCUAGUACAAAUGAACAGUAUGCCAGAGGUGACUUAAAUGAAGAUACUAAUGAAGGAGCUCAAACAAAGCAUAUCAUGGGCUCAAAGGUGACAGAUGAUAUGAUGAACUGUAGUUUUAUGUUGGGACAGGAACAUGAAUCAGAGGAUAGGUAUAGAAAUGCCCAUAAUGGUUCCAUUAGCAGACAUCAACUUCCUGGUGAAGAAUGGGGAUCAAGCUCAAGAAUGACAGUUGGAUUAAGAUCUACCAGAAAUAGGAGAACCAGUUAUUAUUUCCGUGAUGCUAGUCCAGUAGAUAGAAGGAAAUCAAAUCAAUCUGCCAAAAGAGGAUCAUGGUUAAUGUUGUCAAUGCAUGAGGAGGGCUCUCAUUAUAUUCCCCAGCUAGCAGAUGAAGUAGUAUAUCUAAGACAGGGGCAUCAAGAGUACCUAGACUACAUUAAAUCAAAAGAUCCAGGCCCUUGGAAGUUGGUCAAGGGACAUAUAAGGGCAGUGGAAUUCUGUAAAGUUGAAGGCCUUGAGUAUUCCACGGUACCAGGAUCAGGAGAUAGUUGCUGCAAAAUGACACUUAAAUUUGUAGAUCCUACAUCUAAUGUAUUCCAGCAAUCAUUUCAAUUAACUCUGCCUGAAGUGGCAGGGUUCCCAGAUUUUCUUGUUGAAAGAACUCGGUUUGAUGCUGCUAUGCAAAGAAAUUGGACAUGCAGGGAUAAGUGUAAAGUAUGGUGGAAAAAUGAUGGUGAAGAAGAUGGUAGUUGGUGGGCUGGCCGGAUUCUGUCUGUAAAGCCCAAAUCUUCAGAGUUCCCAGACAGUCCAUGGGAGAGGUACACUAUUCAGUACAGGAGUGACCCCAGAGAAACACAUCAACACAGUCCUUGGGAGCUUUUUGAUGAUGAUACUGAAUGGGAGCAGCCUCAUAUUGAUGAUGAGAUUAGAAACAAGCUGAUUUCUUCCUUGGCCAAAUUAAAGCAAUCUGGCAAAAAAAUACAGGAUCAGUAUGGGGUUGAGAAAUUGAGGCAAGUGUCUCAGAAGACCAAUUUUACAAACAGGUACCCAGUUCCCUUCUCUCUUGAAGUGAUCCAGUUAAGGUUAGAGAACAACUACUAUCGAACUCUGGAGGCAGUGAAACAUGACAUCGAAGUCAUGCUAUCAAAUGCAGAAUCAUACUUUGGAAAAAAUGCAGAGCACUCCAUGAAAAUGAGAUGCUUGUCAGAUUGGUUUGCGCGGACGUUAUCAUCUUUGUAGGCCCCAAAUUGAGUUUUGUAGAGAAAUCAGCUGGCCACCCCCUUUUUUUUUUAAAUUUUAUUUUUAUUUUGUUUUUGUAAAUAAUUCUCUUUUUUUUUUUUGGCAACUUAUUAUCAUCCCUUUAGAUCCAAUUUGGAAUUGGUUCAUGCUCUCUCAACCUUUAGGGUAGAUAAAUAUCUCAGGGAAAAUUAGCUGAUUGCAGUGGAAAAUUUUCUGCUAGAAGAUUCAUUCUUGUAUAGACACGCUUGGUCCGCGUCACCAUUAAUAAACACCAAGAAAAUACAAAAGUCAAAAGUCAAGAUUUUAGUGA
Messenger RNA from Hevea brasiliensis (rubber tree), 5820 nucleotides. RefSeq lists its product as uncharacterized. The transcript is spliced from 24 exons. Gene Ontology annotation, cellular component: nucleus. The record is from RefSeq and is a predicted model, not a curated record. Bases 342 to 5510 code for a protein of 1722 amino acids. NCBI's taxonomy places the organism in Eukaryota, Viridiplantae, Streptophyta, Magnoliopsida, Malpighiales, Euphorbiaceae. Gene Ontology annotation, molecular function: protein binding. Gene Ontology annotation, biological process: regulation of cell shape; cytoskeleton organization; regulation of transcription by RNA polymerase II.